AUGAACCUACACACAUCGUUUGCCGGGAUGAGCUCUUUUGAAAAUGGAGACUUUCAAGCACAUGGCACAGGCAAUGAUAAUGGCAACGGCAAUUAUCGAGACAAUCGCCGUGACAAUCACCGUGACGAUCAAUCUCACUAUCACUCUCACAAUUCCUCUCAAAAUCAAAACUAUGGGCACAGCCCCAACUAUCGAGGCCCCCAGGGCAAAUGGAACUCUGGCAAUGGUCAUGGCAAUGGCAACUUCAAUCAAAGCCUAAACCCAAACUACAAGGGCAAGAACUUCAAUCCCAACUAUCGCGGGAAGAACUUCAAUUCAAACAAUCAAGGCCCUCGGGGAGGAUCAGUCAAAGACGUGCGCAGCAGCCCAGAGCCUCAUCUUGAUGGUCAAGGACCGUUCUCUGGUGCUCAAUGCAAUCGUCGCAAUCGCAAUCGCAAUCGCAAUAACAAUUAUACUCUGCCGCCAAAGUUCAUCAAAUCCCUGGAGGAGGAUAUCCUCAUGUCUGAGGCACCUCCAGUGGAGUCAAUGGACUACUAUUCCACUGAUGUUGAAAUGACCGAUGCUCCUGCGCUCUCAAAUGAUUCAAGAAUUGAGGUGUUCAAUGCUGGUGCAGAAGCUGUGCAGCAAAUUGUGGGUAUUCCCAUCGCAGCCGCUUGCCCUGGAUCCUUCUUCCUCAGGGCAAAGAAAGUGAUCAUGAAGAUGGCAGCUGAUCUGAACCUCACCUGUGUUCCCAAAUGA
This is a messenger RNA of Penicillium brevicompactum, 738 nucleotides long. RefSeq lists its product as uncharacterized. Bases 1 to 738 code for a protein of 245 amino acids. NCBI's taxonomy places the organism in Eukaryota, Fungi, Ascomycota, Eurotiomycetes, Eurotiales, Aspergillaceae. The transcript has 3 exons. The record is from RefSeq and is a predicted model, not a curated record.